CCGAAAGAAUAUGGAUUCUCGCAGUGUGUAUAUGUGCGUGCGUUGACUAGUAUCGAGAAACUGUCUCGUUUGAUUUGUUCUAUACAUUAACGAAUACUUCAUGUUUUAAACAUACAUUACUUAUUUUUUGGUAUGAUCAAAUCUAAACAUAUUUUUAUGUAAGUCACUUCUAAAUCUCGCAUCUUUAUCUUAAACAUGGGAGAUUCAGAAACGAUAACCAGUACUUCAAUACCCUUAGAAUCCAUAAAAGUUAUAGCAGAAAGUAUUGGUAUAAGUAAUUUGACAGAUGAACCAGCUAAAGAAUUAGCUGAUGACAUUUCUUACAGGUUGAAGCUCAUUAUUCAGGAUGCUGCUAAGUUCAUGCACCAUGCCAAAAGACAGAAGCUGACUGCUUCUGAUAUAGAUCAUGCCUUGAAAAUAAAGAAUAUUGAGCCUCUAUAUGGAUUUUCUACAAAUGACCAAAUUCCAUUCAGAUUUGCUUCGGGUGGUGGUCGGGAGCUAUAUUUCAAUGAAGAGAAAGAACUUGAUCUAAAUGAAAUCAUUUCUUCUGCCAAUGCCAAGUUACCCCUGGAUGUUUCAGUUAGAGCUCACUGGUUGUGUAUUGAUGGUGUGCAGCCAACCAUCCCUGAAAAUCCUCCCCCUGUUUCCAAAGAUCUUCAAAAAUUGGAGGCAAUCGAUCCUCUAAGUAAAUUGAAUAAGACCUCCAAAGAAAAAGUUGAUGUCUCUGGAAAACCAUCUUCUGGGAAAUUUCACAAAUUGCGGAAUGUUGAAACAGUUCAUGUUAAACAACUCGCCACUCAUGAAUUAUCGGUGGAACAGCAACUUUAUUACAAAGAGAUAACAGAAGCUUGUGUUGGGUCUGAUGAAGCUCGGAGAGCUGAAGCUCUUCAAAGUUUGGCAUCGGAUCCAGGUCUUCAUGAAAUGCUUCCUCGAAUGUGCACAUUCAUUGCCGAAGGUGUAAAAGUGAAUGUGGUUCAGCAUAACUUAGCACUUCUGAUAUAUUUGAUGAGGAUGGUCAAAGCUCUUCUUGACAAUCCUUCAUUGUUUUUAGAAAAAUAUCUUCACGAACUAAUACCUUCAGUGAGCACUUGUAUAGUGAGUCGACAGCUGUGCAUGAGGCCGGAGCUGGAUAACCAUUGGGCCCUCAGGGAUUUCGCUGCUCGGCUCAUGGCACAAAUUUGCAAAAAUUUCAACACAUCCACGAAUAAUAUUCAAACGCGAGUUACCCGUAUGUUUGCAUCAGCUAUCAACAAUGAAAAAACUCCCUUGUCUUCACUAUACGGAGCUCUUGAAGGGCUGUCUGAACUUGGUGGAGAAGUUGUUAAGGUAUUUAUUUUACCAAAGUUGAAAUUGAUCGGAGACAGGAUAGAAAGCUGUACGAGUAGCAGUGACAAAAUUGCAGUCGGUCAUAUUAAACAUUUGAUUCUUAAAGUUGUACAUCCAGUUUUGAAGAGCUUGAGACCCGGUCCAGACAUAGUAGAGGAAUAUAGAGCAGAAUUCGGGAGCCUAGGUCCUGCUUUGCAUCAAGCCGUCAUCAAGGCACGUCUUACCUCUGCUCAGUCGUCAUCUGGGAAUAUAUCUAUUAAUCAGCCCACCAUUAUUCAGUCAGGUGGAGCUGAUUUGUUGCUUUCUCAGAAUAAUACAGCUCGUACAAUCGUUGUGGGAAGUGUACCAAGACCGCAACUCCAAAAUCAAGUUUCCCAAAGUAACAGUACACAAAAAUACGUUUUUGUCACUUCUAGACCUCCGCCUUCCCAAUCUCCCUCUCAGACUAACCAAGGACAAACACAGAAGCCGAUGUUUAUGACGCAGCACCCUCAGAUCAAGAUGGAAACAGAUGAUCACAUUUGAUGCAGAGCAAUUAGAUGAUUUAAUGAAAAGCCUUCUAUUGUAUAUAUUUUAGUCAUGUAAAUAAAAAAAAAAUUACUUUUUCAAAAUGAAAUUGUAUAUGAUGUAAAUAUAUAUAAAUUUUUAAAUUGUUUAAAUUUUUUUGAAUAAUUACCAAACUAGCCACAUUGUUG
This is a messenger RNA of Nezara viridula (southern green stink bug), 2021 nucleotides long. Lineage: Eukaryota; Metazoa; Arthropoda; Insecta; Hemiptera; Pentatomidae. The record is from the annotation of a GenBank genome assembly.